UCUCUUUCAGAGGGUGAUCUAGGAUCAUCGUUCAAAACAGACGAAAUCGUUGACAGGAAAAACUUUUAUGUAGUGAGGUUAACCGAAAUUUACAUUCCUAGAAGUCCUUAAGGAUACACUGUGAGAUAGCUGGUGGUGGACAUGGCACUUUUGUGCUGCGAUGAAGGCGUCACCGGUCAAAUACGUUUGCUACUUCAGGACCCGGGUAGCCCAUGCAUUCAACAAUCUUGCGACGACUCACAACCGACAACACCAAUCUAUAAAACGGAUACAUGAAUACUACGCACGGUACACUACCAAAUACCAUUCAAAUGUAAUCAAACCACAUGAUUGAUACUCAAUCUGCCAAAAACCAUUGGAAUAUUUUAUUCCUAUUGCACACUUCAAAGUACCGCAAGGUCAACUGGCAGCCCAUAGUC
This is a messenger RNA of Umbelopsis ramanniana AG, 419 nucleotides long. RefSeq lists its product as uncharacterized. NCBI's taxonomy places the organism in Eukaryota, Fungi, Mucoromycota, Umbelopsidomycetes, Umbelopsidales, Umbelopsidaceae. Bases 161 to 334 code for a protein of 57 amino acids. The record is from RefSeq and is a predicted model, not a curated record. The transcript is spliced from 2 exons.